This is a messenger RNA of Pygocentrus nattereri (red-bellied piranha), 5968 nucleotides long. RefSeq names its product ADAM metallopeptidase with thrombospondin type 1 motif, 15a (gene adamts15a). Gene Ontology annotation, molecular function: zinc ion binding; metalloendopeptidase activity. Gene Ontology annotation, biological process: extracellular matrix organization; proteolysis. The coding region runs from base 230 to 3061 and encodes 943 amino acids. The record is from RefSeq and is a predicted model, not a curated record. NCBI's taxonomy places the organism in Eukaryota, Metazoa, Chordata, Actinopteri, Characiformes, Serrasalmidae. The transcript has 8 exons.
UUAGAGGCGCACGAGCACGCAGGUGGAACGAAGCGAACGGAAUGGACUGCGCGCACUGGUGGAGCCGACACUAAGGACGCGUACGCGCACUGGCGAGCCGCGAGUCCCCCGCGUGCCUUUUGGAUUAUCAGUACCAUAGCUAAAGAGAGAGAGAGAAGAGACGAGUGCGCAUAGCCGUUCCUAUCUGCACGGACCCCUUUGCCACGCGUGACAAAUCUGUUCCGCAGUUAUGCGCAUAUCCGUGAGGACUCUGCUGCUCGCGAGCGUCUUUUUCGUGGAGUGCGCCGCAGAGACUGAGCUAUGCGCGCCCGUGCGCUUGGACACCGAGCAGGCGGACUUCUCUCAGUUCGGCGCGGGCGCGCUGCCACCGCGCGCGUCUUUCCGCGUGAGUGCGUUCGGCCAGGACCUUGUCCUCGAGCUGCGACCAGAUUCCGCUUUCAUCGCGCCCGCGAUGGAGAUGCGCGCGCACCCCGGUGCCCCAGACCUAAGCCGGUGCUUCUACGCCGGCCACGUGAACGCGGACGCGCUGUCGUAUGCGGCGCUGAGCUUGUGCGGCGGCAUGCGCGGCGCGUUCGGCUACGACGGCUGGGAGUACUUCAUCGAGCCUGCGGCCGGCGAGGAGGGCGCAGUGGAGGGCGCGCACGUGAUCCGGCGGCGCACCAACGGCGAGCGGCGAUGCGCCGUGGACGGAGACCUCGGGGGCUCCAGCGCGGCCGUGGCACGCGCUUUGGGGAAGCUGCGGAAGCGCGCGGAGGAGGAGGAGAAAGAGGAGAACGAGUUGCGCACGACGGCCCUGAAAAGCCGCUCCAAGCGCUUCGCUUCCGUCCCGCGCUACGUGGAGACGUUGGUGGUGGCAGACGAAUCCAUGGCCGACUUCCACGGAGACGACCUCAAGCACUACGUGCUCACUCUGAUGUCCGUGGCCGCGCGCCUCUACAAGCAUCCGAGCAUCCUUAACCCCAUCAGCAUCGCCGUGGUCAAAUUCAUGGUCAUCGGCGACGAGGAAAAAGGGCCCAAGGUGACCAACAACGCGGCCAUGACCCUGCGCAACUUUUGCACUUGGCAGAAAAAGGUGAACAAGAACAGCGACAAGCACCCGGAAUACUGGGACACGGCCAUUCUCUUCACUAAACAGGAUCUGUGUGGGGCCUCCACCUGUGACACUCUGGGCAUGGCAGAUGUUGGCACCAUGUGUGACCCUAAGCGGAGCUGCUCGGUGAUUGAGGACGAUGGCCUACCAUCUGCAUUCACCACUGCCCAUGAACUUGGCCAUGUCUUCAAUAUGCCUCAUGAUAAUGUGAAAGCAUGUGAGGAUAUAUUUGGAAAGUUGCAGGACAAUCACAUGAUGUCUCCUACCCUAAUCCGGAUCAACCGCACCAGCCCAUGGUCUCCCUGCAGCGCUGCUAUCAUCACAGACUUUCUGGACAGUGGGCAUGGUGAGUGUUUACUUGACCAGCCCCAGAAGCCUUUGGCCCUCCCUGAAGUUCUCCCUGGUGCAUCCUAUGGUCUGGAGAAACAGUGUGAGCUGGCAUUUGGGAUUGGUUCCAAGCCAUGUCCACUAAUGCAGGCUCCGUGCCAGCGGCUGUGGUGCACGGGGAAGACCCGCGGGCAGCCCGUCUGCCAGACACGCCAUUUCCCCUGGGCAGACGGCACCAGCUGCGGGGAUGGCAUGGUUUGCCUACGUGGCAUCUGCCUAGAGAAGCAGGAGGUCAUGAAGACAAAGGUGGAUGGAAAGUGGGGCAAAUGGGGGGCAUUUGGAACUUGCUCUAGGACUUGUGGUGGUGGGGUGCAGUUGGCGAGGCGAGAGUGCAAUAACCCACUGCCAGAGAACGGAGGCAAAUACUGCCAAGGAGUGAGGGUCAAGUACAGAUCCUGCAACCUCACACCGUGCCCUGACACUGGGAAGAGUUACCGUGAAGAACAGUGUGAGGCCUACAAUGGCUUCAGCCUGAACACCAAUCGCCUCGCACCCUCCGUCGUGUGGGUGCCCAAGUACUCAGGAGUGUCUCCUAAAGACCAAUGUAAGCUGAUAUGCAGGGCUAAUGGAACUGGCUACUUCUACGUUCUGGCCCCCAAGGUUGUGGAUGGAACUCCAUGCUCUCCUGACUCCUCAGGGGUCUGUGUCCAAGGCAAAUGCUCCAAGGCUGGCUGCGACGGCAAACUGGGCUCCAACAAGAAGUUUGACAAGUGUGGUGUGUGUGGGGGAGACAACAAAAACUGCAAGAAGAUAUCAGGACUCUUCACAAAACCUACCCAUGGCUACAACUUUGUUGUCAUGCUUCCGGUGGGUGCUUCCAACAUCGACAUCCGCCAACGUGGCUACAAGGGCAUAGUGAGCGAUGACAACUACCUGGCUGUGAAGAACAGCCAGGGCAACUACUUGCUGAAUGGAAACUAUGUGGUGUCAGCAGUGGAGAGGGACAUCCUGGUGCGAGGGAGCCUGCUCCGCUACAGUGGCACAGGCGGACAGUCUGAGACCCUGCAUGCUGUUAAGCCUCUGGGGGAGCCGCUGACUGUAGAGGUGCUGUCUGUGGGCCAAAUGACCCCUCCCCGCAUCCGCUACUCCUUCUACCUGAAGCGGGACAGCAAAGAGGAAAAGACAGCAAAGAAGGUGGGCAGGGAACAGGCAGAAAACAGUGUCCUGGUCGAUGAGGGCGGGAUCAAUGGGAAAGAAGCCGACCUCCUCAUGGAAAAGCUCGCAUCCUCUUAUGCCAAAGAGGCCCCGCCCCCUGGGAAGUGGGCAGCAGCCAGGUGGGAUGAAUGCUCAGUGACUUGUGGGAACGGCCUCCAAAGGAGGCUGGUGCAGUGCCUUAGGGUAGACGGUGGCCCUGGAACAGACUGUGACCCAGCCAAAAGGCCCAAUGCCAUGCGGGUGUGUGGGGAUCCCUGUCCCGUGUGGGAAAUGGGUGAUUGGUCUCCUUGCUCCAGGAGCUGCGGGAAGGGCUUCAAAAGACGCCCCCUACGCUGUGCCACCCAGACAGGGAUGCUGUUGCCGAGGGAGCACUGCACAGGCAUGAAGAAGCCGCAGGAGCUGGACUUCUGUUCGUUAAAACCCUGUUAAUGACCCCCACCCCCACACACUCUUCCAUUAUCUCCUUUCAUGGACUUGUCACUUUGUCAAAUGAUACUCGACAAAGAAAAAAAAAGAUAAACGAUCCAGGACUUUACUUGUUCUGGUGCAUUUUGUUUUAAGUUCUUGCGUACUGCCUGCGAAAAGGGAACAACAUGAAGAAGAAGAAAAAUGUACAAAAUGGUAAAAGGAAAUGAUCUCAUAUAACAGAGAGAGUAACCGAAAGAAAAGAGGUGGAAAGACAGGGUUAAACACGGUUGUAAACAGUGUUCUACCUCUAAUUGUAACCCAGCUCAAACUAAACUUUAACCAGUUAUCCCAAAUAACUGCCCCAGUAAUGAUACAACAGACAUAUCAUUGCUGUCCAAACCUCCGCCCCUAAAAAACAGGUAUCUCUUUUCAUGAAACUGUUAUAAUUAAUGGACCACUAGAAAUGUUCCAGAAUAGUUUGGAAUAAAAUCUUUCUACAUUAGCUUCCACUGAAUGUACAGAAAGUUUUUGCCGUCUUCUGCAAAGUUACCAUUUUGGAGAUACUUGUUUUUCUUUGGACAGGGAUGAUAUACUGUAUAUUUGUCUCUUGCUAGUAUGAUCCUGUUGAAUUUGCAGCCAGGUCAGUUCACUGACUAUACACAAGAUUUUCCCUAAAAACCCUGCACUUUUAUGUGAGCAUUUGAUAAAUGACCAUGGUGACACCCUUCAAAGAAUAUUUGCUGUUGAGGCCAACUCAAACACUGAUAGUCUCCUGGGUCAAAAAAUAGCAUUCCACAGCUAGAUAGCAAAUUAGCACAGAAAAUGCCCUUGUACUGCAUGAAACUGGCUGCAACUGUCCUUCUUAUGUUAAAGGCACAGACAUGGUAGGGAGAGGCUGGUGAGAUUAAACUGGGUUCAAGUUGGACAUUAACAGGGUCAGGAGUGCGACACUUGCCUGGGGUACAUGCUCAAGAUGUUAGUAAUUGCAAAAACAGUUUAAUGAUUUGAUUGUUUUCCAUCAUCAGUGGUGCUCUCCACCAUUUUAUCCCACAGAUAUAUUCUUAGUCCUGAGAAUAUUCUGGAGAAACAGUUGUUUAGAGAAUGCCUUCAAAUGACUCUAAUGUUUAUUUUGAUUACAACAUAAAACAAUUGGCUAACGAUUAGCAUUGCUGCAGUAUCUCCUAUCUGCAAAAUCUUGAGGCAGUGGGAAUUGCUGGUUUGCCCAUGCUUUAUUCUGUGGGGAAAAUGUGAUAUCUCUAUCUUGUAGUUGAAAAACAUGACAAGACCUUUUUUAUCUUGGUUUUUAAACAAGUUAAAAAGACUCCAUUCAUCACAAAACUAGACACGUUUACAUGCAGCAUGAUAAUCCGUUAAUAAUCCUACUAAUAGCUUUAUCAGAAUAUAUCAAGAUAUACACCUCAGUCGGAAGAGACUAGUCCGAUUGAGGCCAUUUGGAAUAUAAUUUCUUUCUGAUUGAAUAAGGUUGUUAAACCUGUAAAUAAUCCAUUAAGUAGAAGAAUAACAGGCAUGUAAACACCUGUAUCUGAUUCCAUUCCCAGUCGGAAAUUUCUGCGCAUGUGUAUUUGCACUGUAAUGGGUGCAUUUAUAAUAAUAAUAAUAAUAAUAAUAAUAAUAAUAAAUUACAUUUAUAUAGCGCCUUUCACAAACCCAAGGUCGCUUCACAUAGCAAAACAAAACAAAAAAAAACUAUACAGAGGAGGAGGAAGAAAAAUGUCUUUAAGUCAGACGUUCAACAUGACAAGAGCCAGAAGCUGGUUAGGAUGGCUAGUAGGUUGGGUCGCCAUAACGCUUCAGUUGUAUAUAAGCAAAUGAACGACAGUGAGUUCACAUGAGCUGUAUCUCAGAUACAUGUCGCCAGACGUCUUCCUCUUGCCCCCUUUAAUAAGUACAUGUGAAGUACGUUUUGCUGAGUCUGCCAUAAUUUUAAAGUCAUUAAAAACACAAGUGUGUUGACGGUAAACUCAGGUAACACACUGCUGCUCGUCUCACACUGACUGGAUUAACGUGAUGCUCGUUGUCAUAGUAACAUCUACAGAGUGGUUCUCUACACAUGCAUACUUAAGAAGCCAGCUAUAAUGUAUAACUGGAAUAUUUGCAUGUAAACGCAGACACUGCGAUUUAAAACAUUGGUGAAGGCCACUUUAACGGGUCAUAGAAUAGGAGGAAUAAAGCACCAAAAGCUGAAAUGGAACUGAGAAAACUCUCUAAGUUAGUAUGUUAGCUUUUCCAGACUCUCUCCAGCCCUCUCAAAAAUAGGCCAAGAUCACCUAACCAACAUUUCACCACGUUAUCUCCAACAACUGUGCCCCAUGCUUUUCAUCUCAUUUUGUCAUCCCACUCCUUCAUCGUUUGUUUACUCAUUUGUCUCAGUUGUACUCCUCCUCUCCUCCACUCUUACCAUUGAGCCAGAGGUGCAGCUGCUACGAUCAAGCCCUGUCUGGUACAGUUGCCAUAUUAACUAAGUUAUUGUUACUAUUAGAGUGAUUUUUAAAGAAGAGGCAGCUUGCGGUGCGAGGUUGGUGCGGUUUCCGACGCCAACCUGCCGAGCUGUUCUUAAGUGUAAAAUCCUGUAAUGCAUCAUACAGCAAAACAUAUACGCGCAAGGUUCUUCAGAGCGACCAUAUCGUCCAUCUAAAAGAUGGUUCCUGUAUUACUUGGAAUGUUUAUUGUUUUGUUUUGGUUUGUCUUUCUUUUGCGCUUUAGUUAGGCAAAAGAUUUCAACGUCCUGCAUGGGCUGCCUUGUAUACCAUGUAUACAUCCAUCUGGCUGUGCACAAAUAAGUCGUGUAAAUACCUUUUUAUGUCUUUUAUUGAAAUAUGUAUAUGUUUUUUUUUUUUAACGCUGGCAUUUUGAAUUGUCAUGACUUCAAAGGUAUUUAUUCCAAAUAAAACAUGUACAAACAAAUCA